Messenger RNA from Lathyrus sativus (Indian pea), 96 nucleotides. The record is from the annotation of a GenBank genome assembly. Lineage: Eukaryota; Viridiplantae; Streptophyta; Magnoliopsida; Fabales; Fabaceae.
AUGAAACGCAGCAAAACAACGGUCUUAACAUUCGCGGAGAAAUGCAAGAAUAUAUUGCGUCAAACUGGCAAGGUUCUCUUAAUACCAUCAAAGUAG